AUGAACAUAUACGCACAAACACAUGCGGGUGAAUUGUUUCGUGGGCGAAUCGUCUUGCGGGCGAACUAUAAAGAUGAGGACGAAUCGUUCCGAGGCCGAAAAAUCAAGGAGAGUUCGCAGAUUGUAGCUGAGAGCCAGGAUCAAAAAUUGGUUACUGGUUCCCAGAAGUCGAAUCUCAAGACGAAGAUUCAAAAGACAGAACAACCCUCCAGUGUUAAACAGUAUGAUGAUAAUGUGCCAACAAUUUCUGAUUCGCUGGUUCUUACAAUAAUCAGAAAUGCGUUAGCCUUAGUAGUGAAACAUUUGAAACUGCCGUAUAUUUGCCAGCCUAGUAAACAAUCACAUUUCAAAACAAUUCGAAAUCAAUAUUUUAUCCAAGAGCUAGCGAACGAAAUUAAAGAUGAGCUGUCCGAUCUUGUUAAAAAUAAUUUGGAAUUGCUUAUUACUAUAACAAAAACCCGUCAAUUGAACCAAGACAAUUUCGAUGAACGACAAAAGAGGGGUCUGAAAAGCAAUGAAGAAGUUGUCACCUGGGAAGGAGCCCCUCUGAUGAAAAGUAACAGUCAGACGAUGACUGGCAGAUUUAUUCGCGAGCAGUUAAUUCGCAUCUCAACAAAAUUGAAAUGCGAAGGCAUGUUGUCGGAAAAGAACAACAAGUCUCCAGAAGUCAUAUUGGAUCAUCGUUUUUUCGCAGCAAUGGCCGAAGCAACUAGCGCACAAGACAUCCAAGAACUGUCGUGUCAGUUGCUCGAUGGUAACAAAGUAAUCUGUGAAGCGCGAGAAAUUGUGACAGCUUUUGAAGAAUACAACACAUUCCAAGCAAAGAAAGAUGAAUUAAUAUUGUGCCUCAUCAGCGGCCUGAUUCGCACUGCUUUAUCAACCAUCAAAGAUUCGUUAAAUUGUGCCGCCAUUGAAAUGGACGAUAUUUUGAUAAUGUGCUCAGUCUUAAACAAAGAUUCAAGUCAUGCCAAGAAAUCAAUCCUUUGCAAAAACGUUGAAAACCUCAUCGACAAAUACAGCAGUGAUCUCAUGAAUAACAAAUGCAUGGAGUAUCUAGUGAAAGAUACUGUCAAAAAAAUAAGAUGUACAAGAGAAACUCCUAAUUCCGACGAAGAAAUUUCAAAGCAUAUUUUCAAGGCCGCUAAAAGAUUCGUUUCAAAAGUAAUUGAGAAUUUAAUGAGCGAAGCUUCUGCAAAAUCACAAGCGGCAAACACCAACGAAGCUACGGAAGAUAACGUCAGAUGCGAAAGCGAUUACGAUUAUGAAGGAGAAGACACAAUUAAUUUGGCAGAAAAUGAAAGCGCUCUUCGAAAAAAAUCAUCAGCAAAUACUUCGCAGAUUGAAAAUAAAAAAAGUUUGUCUAAAAAAAGUGAUAACGUUAAUGACAAAGACAAACUUUUAACCGGUGAAAAAACAAACGAAAGUUAUGAAGAAGAACAAUUACUGGAUGAAUUUUUGGACUUCGUAUCCAAACAUGAAGAAAAUAAUUUCGUUGAAGAAGAGACAUUUCCAAUAAACGAAGAUGAUGAAGAAUUCAAUUACAGCACAUUGGAUAACGAAGAAAUAAAUGACAGUCAGAAAAAUGACGUAAGUGAAGAAGAAGCCAUUGAAGAGGAUUACAAACCAAGUGAAAACCUAGAUAAUGACGAAAUUAAUUAUCAAGAGUUUGACGACGAAGAGUUGGCUGAAGUGACGGACGAUGAAGAAGAAUUUGCUGACAGUGUUCAUGCAUCCUUGGAGACGAAAGAAGAAGAACCACUAUUAUUUUCAAAACAGGAGUCUGUAAAAUAUUUAGAUGUAGAAAAAUCAAUUAUUCCUUCAUACUAUAGUAAAAAUGCUUCGGUAGCCAACGAAAUUAAAACAUCGGCCUCAGUUCUCAGUAAAAUAAAACUAUCAGAAGAAGAAUUAAAUGUUCCAACGAUGGAGAUUAUAAAAACGUCGCCAUCAGAAAAAAAUGACGAAACGGAAGAUAUAUGUAACGAUGAAGGUGUUCCAUAUAUUGGACUAACACCUGAUCAAGAAGCCAAAACACCGUCAACAAUAGAUAAGAGUAACAAAAUGGAUACUGAAUGUGGUGAUGAAGAUGUUUCUAACCUUGGAAUGACUUCUGAUCAACAGGAUAAAACACCAACACCAAAUAAAAAAAGAAACAAGACUGAUGGUGAAUACGAUGGUAAAGAUGUUUCAUAUAGUGGUCAAACUCCAGAUCAAGAAGCCAAAACACCAUCUAUCAACGAUAAUAUUCUAACGAGAUUCAGUCAUGAUAACAGUGCAAGCUUGCCUUUAGAUAUAGACGUGAAUGAGACUAUUGAUUUCAGCCAAUCACCUAUAAAUGAAGCAAGUACGUCUCUUGGGAAAAACACUAAUGUUAAAAAAUAUUUAUCAAUGACUGAUUAUCCAUAUCUAACUCAAACACCGGAUCAAAAAUCUAGCAUUCCCAGUGAUCUUUCUCCAACUUCCUUUAAAGAGCCAAACCAAAAAAAUGAUGCUUUAAUCGCUCCUAAAAGAGAAAACAAUCAGGUGCAAACCGAUGAAAUUUCUAAAAGAAAAACGCCUGACAAAAAAGCAGACAUAUCCUUUCCGACUGAUGAUUUAAGACAUAAUAUUCCAAAUGCUGGCGCUGAUGAUUACGAACAGCCAAUGUUCGCAACAGCUAGUGAAACUGACAUACCAGAUCCCAUAAAUGACAAAUCCGAUAAAAUGGAGCAUGAUUUUGGUCGUUCCAACGAUGAUCCACAAUCUUUCGAUAACAACCAAAGUGAUUCAACAGAUCUCGCAAAAAACCGAGUAGCUCCAUGA
This is a messenger RNA of Helobdella robusta, 2799 nucleotides long. RefSeq lists its product as hypothetical. The record is from RefSeq and is a predicted model, not a curated record. Lineage: Eukaryota; Metazoa; Annelida; Clitellata; Rhynchobdellida; Glossiphoniidae. The transcript is spliced from 5 exons. The coding region runs from base 1 to 2799 and encodes 932 amino acids.